GACGUGGAUGAGUAUCUCCAAGAUGGUCUGCUUCUUCCUUUGUCCGAUCAGAACGCCGAGUCACUGACAAACGAGGUAGAGUAUCUUGGAGGAUCGCUGCUCGCCUAUCCUGCACCUCAUAGCCAGGUACCGCAGCCUAAUCUCACAGAACCCUCAAGCACGAAUUGUCUACAAGCCAGCUUUGACACUCAUCAACAAACCUCACCCCUUUUUGGGCUGCCAGGCGAGUUUGACCAUGACCAAUGGCGUUUGCAUCUGGAUAUCAAUUCUCCCGAGCUAGUUGUUAGCGAGCUUGUGGGCGGCUCAACGGACUCAUGCUUUGACCAUGCGGAAGACGUCUCGAUUCUCACAUUGGGUUGGAACGAUGAAGCUGUGAAUAUGAUUGGGAAUGCUGAUCCUAUGUGCUCACCCUGUCACGACCGGUCAUCAUUGUCGAGCCACGAUGAAUAUUACCUCAACUUGGGCUCGCCGUGGUCUGAACAGCCUCCUGUGUUGUCUUGCAACAUCUUGCCCCAACGUCGCCUGGUGUGUUGGCCGCACUCUCAAUAUACUCCACCUCAGCCAUUUUUUUGUGUCACCAACUAUGCCUCACGCACACCCUUCCAGCCACACUCUGAGAGGUUGUCUAUUCCUCCACCGAAUCAGGAAAUGUUUGCCAUGGCAAUACCUUAUCCUCCUACAGACACAGCGUCGUCUUUACAGCCGAGCAACACGACCAACUUUGUGGUAUCUAGAGCAAACGGACCGGGCAAGCCUGACCAUGUCUGGAACACCACACUAGAUACUUGUGGUCUGGCGACCCCAAAUUUUGGGUGUCUUUCCACACAAUCUAUGCAUGGAAAGAAUUUACUCGACCUAGCUCCUUCCUCUAAGAGCAACCGGUUCGGACCUCCUUCAGGGCUGGCUAAGCAACCAUUUGAACGUAUAUCAGAGCUAGAUCGCAAUGCCAGGAACGAGUACCUUCGAGAAGCUCGUCGACAUGGUCUGUCCUACAAGGAGAUCAAACGUCGUGGUGUCUUUACUGAAGCCGAGUCCACUCUGCGUGGCCGUUAUCGCAUCCUGUCCAAGCCUAAGGAGAUGCGUGUCAGAAACCCACAAUGGGAUUACUCAGACGUACGUUUUCAUCAUAAGAGUUUUCCCUCGAUCUUGACUGAUACCACGACCACANNGAUCAUGCUCCUCGUCAAAGCAGUUGGGCUCUUCUCCAGAAUCUCUCGGGGGUCGGAGUCAUACAAGACCAACCUAAGUCCGAGGAGCAAAGUGCCAUGGAAAAAGGUUGCUGAGUGGAUGUCCUCGCAUAAUGCAUCGUACCCCUUUGCUAGUGUUGCUUGUGCCNNAAAAAAAUGGGAGCAGAUCCGUAAGGAUCCACACAGGACAACAGCAGCAGGUAAUCAAUGCGAGAGUCAGCAUUGUUGA
This is a messenger RNA of Aureobasidium vineae, 1416 nucleotides long. The record is from the annotation of a GenBank genome assembly. NCBI's taxonomy places the organism in Eukaryota, Fungi, Ascomycota, Dothideomycetes, Dothideales, Saccotheciaceae.